AUGGUUUCUCCUGAUUGGGAGUUGCCCUUUGAGCUUAUGUGCGAUGCUAGUGAUUUUGCAGUUGGAGCUGUUUUAGGCCAGCGUAGGGAGAAGAAGUUUCAACCUAUUUACUAUGCUAGCAAGACGCUUACGGAUGCCCAAGAACACUAUACCACCACAGAGAAGGAGCUCCUGGCUGUCGUGUUCGCUUUUGAUAAAUUUCGUUCUUACCUUGUGCUGUCAAAGACAAUCGUUUACACAGAUCAUUCUACUUUAAGGAUUUAUGCAGAUCAAAUUAUCAGGAGGUGUGUAUAUGGGGAGGAGGUCAUUCAAAUUCUCAAGCAUUGUCAUGAGGGACCAGUUGGUGGACACCAAGCCGUAAAACAUACGGCCAGGAAGGUUUUGGAUGCUGGUUUUUAUUGGUCGACUAUCUUCCAGCAUAUGUCCAGGUUUGUGAUGCAUGCCAACGGUCAGCCUGAGGCACAAGCCUUGCCUACUAAUGAUGCUAGGGUAGUUGUGAAGUUCCUUAAGAAACUAUUCUCUAGGUUUGGAACACCUCGAGCGUUAAUUAGUGAUAGAGGAACCCAUUUCUCUUAUCACCCACAAACGAGUGGGCAAGUAGAGGUUACUAAUAGAGGGUUUAAGCGCAUUUUAGAGAAGACUGUAGGAGCCAGUAGAAAAGAUUGGGCUACAAAGCUAGAUGAUGCUUUAUGGGCAUUUAGAACUGCCUAUAGGACUUCUACAGGGUUCACUCCCUUUAGGCUUGUGUAUGGGAAAGGUUGCCAUUUACUUGUUGAGGCAAAGACCAAACAGUGGCAUGACAAGCGAUUGAAAGGUUUGAAGGAGUUUAACGUAGGAGAUAGUGUGUUGUUAUUUAACUCUCGUCUCCGUUUAUUUCCAAGAAAGCUGAAGAGUCGCUGGUCGGGGCCAUUUACAGUGACGCAAGUCUUCCCUUAUGGUGCGGUUGAAUUGCAUCAUCCGGAAAAGGGAAAUUUCAAGGUUAGUGGGCAGAGGUUGAAGCAUUAUCUUGGAGGGUCACUGGAUAUGGAGGAGCAUGUGAAUUUGGCGCUCCAUUUCUGA
Molecule: messenger RNA, 1059 nt
Organism: Ricinus communis (castor bean)
Lineage: Eukaryota; Viridiplantae; Streptophyta; Magnoliopsida; Malpighiales; Euphorbiaceae
Exons: 5
Coding region: 1-1059 (352 amino acids)
Molecular function (GO): nucleic acid binding
Source: RefSeq, a predicted model, not a curated record